Molecule: messenger RNA, 879 nt
Organism: Rhea pennata
Lineage: Eukaryota; Metazoa; Chordata; Aves; Rheiformes; Rheidae
Gene: EXOSC1
Product: exosome component 1
Exons: 8
Coding region: 28-615 (195 amino acids)
Biological process (GO): RNA processing
Cellular component (GO): cytoplasm; nuclear exosome (RNase complex)
Molecular function (GO): RNA binding
Source: RefSeq, a predicted model, not a curated record
UGUGCGGGGUUACUCCGGGUAGCAAGCAUGGCGCCUCCGGCUCGGUACUGCGUCCCUGGCGAGCGGCUGUGCAGCACCGGGGAAGCCAGCGCCGGCAGCGGGACCUACACGCGGCACGGCUUCAUCUUCGCGUCGCUGGCUGGCUGCCUGGAGAAGAGGGGCGAGGAGAGUGGGCUGCCUGUUGUGUCCGUGGUGAGGGAUGCCGAGUCCCAGCUCCUGCCUGAUGUGGGGGCCGUCGUGACGUGCAAGGUUUGCAGCAUUAACUCCCGCUUUGCCAAGGUGCACAUCCUGUACGUCGGCUCCACGCCGCUGAAGUCCACCUUCCGGGGAACCAUACGGAGAGAAGAUAUUCGAGCCACAGAGAAAGACAAGGUAGAAGUUUACAAGAGCUUCCGCCCUGGCGACAUAGUCCUGGCCAAAGUUAUCUCUCUGGGGGACGCGCAGUCCAACUACCUGCUGAGCACAGCGGAGAACGAGCUGGGCGUGGUGGUGGCUCGCAGCGAGGCAGGGGCGCAGAUGGUGCCCAUCAGCUGGUGCGAGAUGCAGUGCCCACGGACACACACCAAGGAGUUCCGCAAGGUGGCCCGGGUGCAGCCUGAGUUCCUGCAGACCUAGCAGCCCUGCCCUAGCACAGCAUGGCACGGGCUGGCUCCCACCCUGGGGAGCAGGCCCUGAACCUGGCUAGCAACCACCCUGUGGGGCAGCUGUCAGGGGGGGGUCGGGUCUGUGCACCCCAAGCAGCCACUGGAUUUGAGCCUCCUGUGUACAGCUCCCUGCUUGCCAGAGGCUGAAAGAGCCAGUCAAGCCUCACUCCUAGGGUGGAUUUUUUAUUUGUGCUGUGCAUAAUAAACAUUUUCUAAGAGCUUUUUGCUCUGCUCA